Messenger RNA from Xiphophorus hellerii (green swordtail), 5420 nucleotides. RefSeq lists its product as uncharacterized. The transcript has 10 exons. The record is from RefSeq and is a predicted model, not a curated record. Bases 17 to 1444 code for a protein of 475 amino acids. Gene Ontology annotation, biological process: response to bacterium. NCBI's taxonomy places the organism in Eukaryota, Metazoa, Chordata, Actinopteri, Cyprinodontiformes, Poeciliidae.
AGAUGAAUCUAUCAAGAUGUUGAGAUUGGAGGGCUUGUUGAAAAAGAUACUGUGUCAAGGGCUUUUUCCCUGGAGUCAUUGCUCCAUUUCUGCUUCGAUGUUGGAGACGAUUGUCCGGCCUGGAGACAACAUCACCAUUUACUGUGACUGCAAAGUGUCAACUGGAAUAUAUGUAGUUUGGUUCAGGAACUGUUCCCAUCAAUACCAACCUAUUCUUGUUGUAGACUGGAAGACGAGCUCUUAUUAUGAAAGAAAAAUCACAUUCCCUCGUUUUAAAUUUGUGAAGAAUGAGUCGUCCAACUCCUAUGACCUGAUGAUCAUAAACGUCACUAAUUCUGAUGAGGGACUUUAUUACUGUGGAACUUUGGAGAACAAGGUAAAGCAACACGAAAACAAAAACCUUUUCUCUCAAGAAGCGUACCUCUAUGGCAACAUCACCACAAAGAUCACACUCUAUACAGAAACUCAUUUACCACACCGAAAUAUUUCCAUGCCAGUGGAGGAAUGUGGUUUGUGCUGGAAGCUGCUCUUUACUCUGUGUCCGGUUUUUUCUGCACUCUCAGCUCUCCUCUCCGCAUUUCUUGUUUACCUGCUAUGCCAAAAGUCAGCAACCAUCAAAGCUGAGAAAGAGAGAGGAAACACUUUAAGACAAACAGAAGAAGCACAGGAUGAGAAUGUGUGUUAUGCUGCCCUGGAAAUUCAUCAGCCAUCACAGAGAAGAGUUGUUUUAUGGAGUCAUUUGUCUAUUUCCACAUUAGUAGUGGAGAAAACAGCCAGACCUGGAGAAAACAUCCUUCUCUACUGUGACUGCAAGCAGUCAUCUGGAGUGUAUAUUGUUUGGUACAAGAAUUCUUCACAUGAAGACAAACCAACUCUUGUUCUAUAUGUAAGGAUUGAUUUAGGAACUGAAAAGAAAUUUCCUCAUUUAAAAUUUCUGAAGAACUUUACGUUUGAUUCCUAUGACCUGCUGAUCAUGCAUGCUAGCAAUUCUGAUGAAGGGCUCUAUUACUGUGGAACUGAAGAGACAAAGUUGGAGAUAGACAGAAAUAAAAACAUUGGGUCGAAGACAAUUCACCAAUACGGCAACAUCGCCACCAAGAUCAAACUCUAUUCCAGUGUUGCUCCUUCAAAUACAACCAUGUCUUAUGAGCAGUGUGGUUUGUGCUGGAAGCUGCUCUUUGCUCUGUGUCCUGCUGUUUUUAUUUUUUCCACCUUCUUGACCUCAACUUUUGGUUUUCUCCUUCGCUGGAAAACAGAAAUGCCUCGUGAUAAGGAGGAGAAAUGUGACUCCAUGAGACUACCAGAAAAAACAGAGGGGAACGAUGUGUACUUUGCUGCCCUGGAAGUCCAUCUGGCAUUUCAGAAAAAAAAGAAGAGAAUAAUCCACACAUCAGACUUCUGCAUCUUUACUGAUGUCAUAUACAACAUGAAAGUCGAAGAUUAAAAUGUUCUGAUGUCAGUGUUUGUUAAUUUGGUUAUGAAUGAAUGAAUGAAUGAAUGAAUGAAUGAAUGAAUGAAUGAAUGAAUGAAUGAAUGAAUGAAUGAAUGAAUGAAUGAAUGGCAAACUAAUAAAAAUACUCAGUUAUAAUUGCUGCCAGCUGCAAAUUAAAACAUGUUCACAAGUUUGACCAUCAAAACAAAAUUAUUAAAAAAUGCAAGCAAACAAAAUAAAUAGGGCAAAAAAUCUUUGUGCAUAAGGUUUUCCUUCAUAAUGCUAAAUGUAUUUCUGCUGCACUUCCUGUCUUUGUUUUUUGAUCUCUCUUCUUAACAUGUUUAAUGUGCUUUGGACAGUGAAACUGCUGUAACCUAAAAGUGCAGUCUGUCCUCUGCAGAAGUGUGAGGGGCUCUUUGUCAUUGUGGAUUUCCUGUUUUACUGAGCAGUGACUGUGUUUGAAGGUUAACUUUGCUUUAAAUUUUGUCUUAUUCCACACAUCUAGAUAAGCAAUGAAGUUGACACAUCUAUAAACAAACUCAAUAAGAAGUUAGUUUGAUUUUUAGUUUGAACUUCUGCAAAUGACAGAUGUACACAAAAUGUUCCAGAAACAGCUUUUGAAAAGUAGUAGUAGUAGUGGUAGUAGUAGUAGUAAUGACUGUUAAGAAAUGUAUUAGAUCAAUAAAAAGAAAAAUUAUAUCUAGAGACAGAUAUUUUCUAAAAGAAAAGGCUUUGGGAAUAUAAGAACAAAGUACAUCAGGGUAUUAUGAAUUUCAAAAGAAUCCCUCUUUAUUUUGGUUCCAGUUAUUGUCAUUUCUCAACCAUAAAAUAUAUAUUUUAGCUGAAAUGGCACUGUGUACUAAUACAUAGUCACUGUAGUAGUCUGUCUGUUGUGAUGCAUGUAUUCAUACAGAUGUAUUCAUACAGAUUAAAUUGUUUUAUAGUACACUAUAUCUUCUUAGUACUUUUGAAAAAUAUAAAUGAAAUAAAAUCUGAGAAGUAGGAAGUGCAUUUGUAUUCACCUCCAAGUCUAGAGGUGAGUAUUUACCAUUUAAACCCAUGCAAAUGCUUUCAUGCACUAUAUACUUUAUGUUGAUGCAUCACAUAAAAGCCUCCCAAAAUGCAUUAAAUGGUUACCCAAGAGAAGACCUUCACCAGUCACCAGGUUAAGUGGUUGUCCUAAACCAGAGAAAGUAGCAAAUUGGACGUUUGUCUAUCUGGCAAGGAAAAGGUUCCACAUGUAUGACAACCAAUGAUGUUAAUGAUAAAGACAAGAAAAUGCCAUCAGUAGCACUAUUGUAGGCUCUUUCUUUUCAGUGCACCAUCAAUUCAGAUGGUGCUGAGCUUAACGCCUUUGCUCUUACUUUGUUUUCAACUAACCCUGGCUAUUCUACAGUUGUUUACUUGCAUUUUGAGAAAACCUUUUCACUAGAAAAGGCUCAUUAACAGUGAUGACUGGUUAUCCACUCGUCAGGACUCAACUCAUAUCUCUGGGAUUACAGGAUCAUAGCUUCAGCAAUGGAUGUGACCCUUGUAACAAUAAGGCUGCUUUCACAAAGUAAAUGAGGUUUUGUAGCUGAUGUACACCAUGUAUCUUGACCGUGGUGAGAGAUCUUUCUGAUCUCCCUGUACUUGUUUGAGUUGAUGAUGACUAAUAAAACCCUACAGUUUGAUACUCACAGGGAUCUUAGUAACAGUUUAUGUUUUGGGAGCUGACAACAGUCCUUUGACUUUAUACGAAUAGCAGUGGUGAGUUUUAUGGUGUGAAUCUAUUGGGCAUGUUAACCACCUUCAUUUCAUCAUUACCAAAUCUAGUCAAACCUCCAGUUACUUCUGAACUCAUGCAUCAUGCUAUGAAAGUAGAUACAAAUCAUUAGGAGGAAAAACAACUCAACACAGUUUGUAUCAAUAACAAACGUGGUUUAAUUGCUAAUUAAAAUAUUCAAAGAUUGUGAUUUUGAAAGAUUACAAUCUUUGAAUAUUUAUUUCCUUAACUUAAAGUUUAUUGCACACUGUUAUAUACUGCCAUCUUGUGAGUAUCUUACAAGCAACGUGGCACGAAUAAGAUGGAAGUUGCAAACGACUCAAUGAGAAUCCUUUGUGGGAUGCCCAGAGGGGGAAGUGGCAGUCAGAUGUUUGUAGUUGUGGUGUUUGCACCUUUAAAUGACUUUUAAGGAAGUUAAUGUUCACCUUCAGGGAAUGAUUCAAUGAUUGUGGUAACAUAAAUUUUAGGACUCGGAUCCUACAAAGAGUUCUUGUUAUUCAGCCAAUCUGAGGAGAUACUGGUUGAAGUGUCUUUGUGAAUGCAUUUAUUUCUUUUUAAUUAAUUCAGAUUUUUUUUCUUAUUUUAUGAUUUUGUAUUUGAAGAUUGUUUUUAUAUUUCUUGUUAUGGAUUGUAUGCUUAUUUCAUUUUAUGUAAAUAUGGACGUGAAGCCUGUUAAGAAAUAUUGAAUCUAAUUUUUGUUUUCAUUACCAACUUCUUCUGGGAUGAAAAGGAGCCAUCUGUCACAAAACACAUUGUACUGCACAAACUGUACAGGUCAAUUAGUACUUGCUUUAGGUGUGUUUUCUAUUGGCUAUGGUAACCAUCGACUUAAAGUAAUGUCCUAUAAAUGGUUCAUAAUUGGAGGAGAUUGUUGAGACUUAUUUUGGUUUUAUCAAGCCCUCAGAUUCACAUUUCCUCAGCUAUUGGACUCAAACAUACUCAGUGGAAAUGGAGAGUAAAAUAAAUCUUCAGGAACGGAUAUACAGAAUAAAAGCCAAUUGAGAUUUAGACAUUUCUGUAUGAUCUAUUGUAAUCUACAGGAGAGAAUCACCAGUAUAAGAAACAUGGCUUCAAACUGGUUUGUUUACGAGUUCAAAACUGACGGUAAGUACAAAAUAACUAUGGUUGGGGAUAAAAUGGAAAUAGGAACUGAGGUGAACUGGUGAAAACUAAAGAGUAAAGGCAAAAUUGCUUUGCAGAUUGAUAGAGUGAUGUGGUGAUAGUAUGAAUUGUGUGACCAGCCAGCUGGAGGACUUGAAAGAUACGAUGUGGUAUGGUAUAUUUGAAAGUAUGGCAUAGAGAUACUUCUGAAGCAUACUUCAGUAGUGCUGACAUAGAUGCCACAUGAAACCUCCUGUCAUGCUUCACUGUCAGCUUUAUUUUUGAAAACUUGCAGCUGUAUGGGAUAUUGCCAUCUAACGGCAUGAUCUUCUCUUUUCCUGCAAAGUUUCAUGGGCUCCUCCGCUCUGUUCCUCCCAUCCUGUUGUUUGUAGAGCCCCACUGCUAUGCAUACUUAAUAUAUGAAAAACAAACAUAAACGCUGUAAAAGAUAGUCUUUAUUCUUUAUAACUUUGGUUGAUAAAAUCCAAGGAUAAUCACACUGAUGAGCAUUUGUUCUUUGUUCUGCAGAUUUCAUCAUAUUGACAAGAUAAACCUGCAGUUUACCUGCAGGCAAACUGUGCAAUUAUUGCACAGUUUGCAAUAAUUGUAAUUCUGUUCUCUAUGUAGUUGUACUUUUACAGUGUAUUUUUGAUUAUGAGAGGAGAUGUGUAGCUCUGUGCAGGAGGGCAAAUAUUCUUUAUGCAAGUGGAAAAAUAUAUAUUCUUUUUCACUGAAAAAAUAAAGGUUUUUUGAUUUACUUCUAUAUAUAUCACAGAGGAGAUAGGUUAAAAAUAUUAGUACUCUUAUAUACCAGGAAAUGGUUAACUUUUUCUGUAGUUGCCUAACAAUAGUCAUUCUUUGUGUGAAAGAGAGGAAAUGAAAUUGAUUGGGUCAUGGCUUUAAAGCUGUGGAACCAUCUGCUUUCACAUUUGUGGUUAGCUCUACUGACUGUUCCUUUAUAACAUAGAUAAAGAACAUACCUGUUUAGUCAGACAUUAUUUUAGAAUUAAGUCUGGCAUUGUCAAGUGAAUAAUCUUACUGUUUUUAUUUUGGAAUUUUUGUCUUAUGUAUGUCCAUUUUAUUUUACUUUGUAUUCUGACUGAUUAAAGAGCUGAUAAACCA